This is a messenger RNA of Scheffersomyces coipomensis, 1083 nucleotides long. It is a transcript of the gene SUR2, whose product is annotated as sphingosine hydroxylase. The coding region runs from base 1 to 1083 and encodes 360 amino acids. Gene Ontology annotation, cellular component: endoplasmic reticulum membrane. The record is from RefSeq and is a predicted model, not a curated record. The transcript has a single exon. Gene Ontology annotation, biological process: sphingolipid biosynthetic process. Lineage: Eukaryota; Fungi; Ascomycota; Pichiomycetes; Serinales; Debaryomycetaceae. Gene Ontology annotation, molecular function: sphingolipid delta-4 desaturase activity; iron ion binding.
AUGACAACGUUGGAUAUAUUUGUACCUCCAAAAAACUUUUCUGAAAUCUUAUCUCAACCAAAAUUCCUUAUUGAUGAUAUCAAAUUAUCAAUAAAACCUUCUUUAAUACCAGGUCUACCCGAUGGGAUAUUGGCCUUGAUAGCUCCCUUGGUCGCUUAUUGGUCAUACGCCUCGUUUUUCCAUAUCCUUGAUGUUUAUGAAUUGGCUGAACAAUAUAGAAUACAUCCAUCUCAAGAAGAAGAAAGUAGAAAUAAAGCCAGUUUACAUGAUGUUAUAAGAGAUGUUAUCUUACAACAUUUCAUUCAAUCCAUUGUCGGAUAUUUCGUCUAUCUUUUAGAUCCAAUUCCUCAAACUGGUCAUGAAUUAUAUCAAAUGUGGAGUUUAAAACAAAAUUAUUUACCUAAUUUCAUUCCUGAUAUCUUAGUUUAUUAUGGUUAUAUGUAUGGUUGGUCAUUAUUUAGAAUAUCAGUGGCAUUUGUUUUAAUUGAUUCUUGGCAAUAUUGGUUACAUCGUAUCAUGCAUGUUAAUAAAUAUCUUUAUAAACGAUUUCAUUCUAGACAUCAUCGUUUAUAUGUUCCUUAUGCUUAUGGUGCCUUAUAUAAUGAUCCAGUAGAAGGAUUCUUAUUAGAUACUUUAGGUACGGGUUUAGCCAGUAUUGUUACUCAAUUAUCAUCUCGUGAAACCAUCAUAUUAUAUACUUUUGCUACUUUAAAAACCGUGGAUGAUCAUUGUGGUUAUAGAUUACCUUAUGAUUUAUUUCAAAUCAUUUUCCCUAAUAAUUCAAUUUAUCAUGAUAUUCAUCAUCAAAAUUGGGGUAUUAAAAAUAAUUUUUCUCAACCGUUCUUUACUAUUUGGGAUAAAUUCUUAGGAACAGAAUAUCAAUUUGUUAAUGAAUAUAAACAAUUGCAAGAUCAUAUUACAUUAACUAAAUAUAGAGAAUUCUUAGCUUCAAAGACAAAACAUAAAUGGAGUUUUGAUAAAUCUGCUAAAGGUACUUCUGUCCCCAUUGAUAAUAGUUCUUCUUCAACUAGUGAAAAUACUAGUGAUGAAGAAUUUGUAUCAGAUAAGAAAAAAUUAGAUUAA